CGGAAAGGGAAGCAAACACAGUCAGCUGACUUGGCUUUGUGUUGAUGAGUAGUUUUUAACAGUUUUAAGGCCGUUUUUUUUGUGGCGAUUUCAUAUUUGACAGUAUUUUGUUUUAUCACCGAUAAGUUAAAAGGUAAACAUGUUACGACCGAAGGCGUUAACGCAGGUCCUCAGCCAGGCGAACACAAACGGAGUCCAGAGCACACUCUUAUUGAACAACGAAGGUUCCCUCCUGGCGUACUCUGGCUACGGAGACACAGACGCUCGAGUGACAGCCGCCAUCGCCAGCAACAUUUGGGCGGCAUACGACAAGAACGGCCACCAAGCCUUUAACGAAGACAAACUCAAAUUCAUACUCAUGGAUUGUAUGGAAGGAAGAGUGGCCAUUACCCGUGUAGCAAACCUCCUCCUGUGCAUGUACGCCAAAGAGACAGUCGGCUUUGGAAUGCUUAAAGCCAAGGCGGAGGCCCUUGUGCAGUACCUGGAGGAGCCAUUAACUCAGGUAGCAGCAUCAUAGUGAAGACGUGUCUGUCCCUUCUGUCUGCCUGGAGAGGGGGAAAACAGCUUCAUAUGAUCCAGGUUAUUCAUGGACUACUGUAACAUUCUGUGUACAUGCAUAUAUAUCUACGAGUGUGUGAGUGAACGUGUGUGUGGGGUGAGGGAGGCAAGGGUUGAACAGUGUAUUUAUAACCAUGGUAUUAAUCUAAAAGCUUGUAUUGGUUUUAAAUAUUGGCCCGCUGCUUUGACUCAGCGUCUGAUGGUCCGUUCUGAAAGUCCACAUAGUUUUUCAGGAGGAACUCUGGGUGUGAAAAUGUGAAAAUGACUCCACAUUUUCUGCAGGGUCCUAGCUGAUUUACUCAUUUGCAGUUUACGCUCAGGCGCGUCGAUCACAGCGAGGCAGAAAAUGGAACAUUUUGAAACCCACCAGAGGGCCUACAUGCAAAUGAUAAAAACAUUUGUGGAAUUCUUUAUUAAAAAAUGUUCUUGCUGAUGCAAUGCAGUGUGGAUUAUUUUCUAUAUGUUGUGUCAAAGUUGUCAAAUAAAUAAAAAAUGGAAUCAAUAUUCAAA
Molecule: messenger RNA, 1068 nt
Organism: Labrus mixtus (cuckoo wrasse)
Lineage: Eukaryota; Metazoa; Chordata; Actinopteri; Labriformes; Labridae
Gene: lamtor2
Product: late endosomal/lysosomal adaptor, MAPK and MTOR activator 2
Exons: 4
Coding region: 140-517 (125 amino acids)
Biological process (GO): cellular response to amino acid stimulus; positive regulation of TOR signaling
Cellular component (GO): Ragulator complex
Molecular function (GO): guanyl-nucleotide exchange factor activity; molecular adaptor activity
Source: RefSeq, a predicted model, not a curated record